GGGUACAGUCUGGGGUGUACCACAUCCUGGACGCCUCGCUGCCUGCUGUGCUCCAAGCAAAUUCCCGAAUAUUUUCAUCCCCCCACCCCUCCCUGCCCAGCCUGGCAGCAGCCCCCGAGAUUUGCUUAUGGGGUGAGUCCGGCCAUCAGCAACUACGGCCCUGCAAUUCUCCCGAAGGGAAGAGCAUCCGUAGAGGGAAGCCGAGUGGAGGUGGCGCCCCUCGAGAAUCGGGCCCCGGAGCUGAUGCCCCGUCUGCCGGGAGAUGACGCAUCUUGAGAGAGCAUCAUCCAAGAGCAUCUUCUCUCCCUGCCUCUCCUCCCCCUCUCCCAGCACUCAGCCUGCCAGAAGCAAAUGCAACCUGACAGGGCUCGGCUAUACCGCUGAAAUAUUUAUAUGUUCCCGCCUGGAAGUGCGGCAGCAGGAUCCCAGAUGUCCGGAGACUGUCACACACCCCUCACCUCACACACACACACACAUACACACACCUCUUCGCCCCCGCCCAGGCUGUGAGGGGUCCAGGCAGCCUGGGGUAUUCCUGCCCAGAGGCUUCCAGUCCCGUUGAGCCCCCCAGCUGGUCCCGGGGAGGGUGGCCAGACCACGGCUGACGCGUCCGACAGCUCUCUGUCCCCACCCUGCACCUCUCCCGGGCGCGUGGGAUCUGUGCCUCCAUCCCUGAUCGCCAGGAUGGUGGCAGGGGAAAGAGCCACCUCUCCAGCUGCAGCUCCACCUUCCCAACACUGCCAGAUGUGCCUCCACGCCGCGCUGCGCGGGGAACCGACUCCGGGGAUCCUGCCCUGCCGCCUCCACUGCUGACCCCCAACCCUGCGAGAUCCCUGACCUGUCCCUGCAGCUCCUCCAACGGCCCAGGCCGUGGACUGCUGGGUUCCCACCCCCCACGCUCAGCAUGCCCUUUUCUGAUGCAGCCAGGCCCUCCCAGGAAUCACUCUGGAGCUCGAGGCCAUCCUGCAGGGUAAGCAUUUUUCAUCCUUUCCAAACGUGAAAAGGCUGGCCAUCUGUCUGGACCCCCCUCCCGCCGGAUCAGCACGAGAGCGGCUCUUUGGGGAAGAAGGUGAUACGGCCGUGGUGCUGUCUCUGUGCCCUCCCAGCUAUUGCACCUCUCCCGGCCCCCCGGUAGGAAAUGGAGUCCAAGGUCUCCGAAGGCGGCCUGAACGUCACCCUCACCAUCCGACUGCUGAUGCACGGCAAGGAAGUCGGAAGCAUCAUUGGGAAGAAAGGAGAGACUGUGAAGAAGAUGCGUGAGGAGAGCGGGGCAAGGAUCAACAUCUCAGAGGGAAACUGUCCCGAGCGGAUUGUGACCAUCACCGGCCCCACCGAUGCCAUCUUCAAGGCUUUCGCCAUGAUCGCCUACAAAUUCGAGGAGGACAUAACCAACUCCAUGAGCAACAGCACCGCCACCAGCAAACCCCCGGUGACGCUGAGGCUGGUGGUGCCGGCGAGUCAGUGCGGCUCGCUGAUCGGCAAGGGAGGCUCCAAGAUCAAGGAGAUCAGAGAGUCAACAGGUGCCCAGGUCCAAGUGGCGGGGGACAUGCUGCCCAACUCCACGGAGCGGGCGGUGACAAUCUCGGGGACACCCGACGCAAUUAUCCAGUGUGUCAAACAGAUCUGUGUGGUGAUGCUGGAGGUACAGUCUGUAACAAAGGGGUCCCCACCAAAAGGUGCCACCAUUCCCUACCGCCCAAAGCCCGCCUCCACCCCUGUCAUUUUUGCAGGUGGUCAGGUAAGAGCCGACCCGCUUGCAGCCUCCACUGCCAACCUCAGCCUUUUACUGCAGCACCAGCCGCUGCCCGCCUAUACAAUUCAGGGACAAUACGCUAUUCCACACCCGGAUCAGUUGACCAAGCUCCACCAGUUGGCUAUGCAGCAAACCCCCUUUACUCCCCUUGGACAGACCACCCCCGCUUUCCCUGGAGAAAAGCUGCCCUUACAUUCCUCCGAAGAAGCUCAAAAUCUGAUGGGCCAGUCAUCAGGUUUGGAUGCCAGUCCCCCGGCCAGUACUCAUGAACUCACCAUUCCCAAUGAUCUAAUAGGCUGCAUAAUCGGACGCCAAGGGACCAAAAUCAAUGAAAUUCGGCAGAUGUCGGGAGCGCAGAUCAAAAUCGCCAACGCCACGGAAGGGUCAUCGGAGCGCCAAAUCACCAUCACAGGAACCCCAGCAAACAUCAGCCUUGCGCAGUACCUCAUCAACGCCAGCUCUGCAGACCCUGAUCCCCACGGGAGGAACACCUUCACCGCCUGACCGGAGCGCCGCAGCUGACGUGGUGCCAGUGGCUGACGCUUGAGCCCCCUCUGAAGACGCUGCCGGCUUCCCGUGAGCUUCUCCAACUCCUCCGUGGCACCCUUCGGGCCAGCUGCCCAAAUCCCCCUGCCCUGUGGCUGCCCAGGCCCUGCUGGGGCAGCAGCGGGGCUGGGGGGGCUCGAGCAGCAGCUCGCAGGGGGACAGCAGCUCGCAGCCAGCGCCCACUCCUGCGAGCCAGCGCUUCCCAUCGCCCCUCUCUGCGCUCCAUCACCAUCCCCCCCCGCGCCCCCGCCGCUUUGCGAUGUAU
Molecule: messenger RNA, 2564 nt
Organism: Myiozetetes cayanensis
Lineage: Eukaryota; Metazoa; Chordata; Aves; Passeriformes; Tyrannidae
Gene: PCBP3
Product: poly(rC) binding protein 3
Exons: 18
Coding region: 1139-2257 (372 amino acids)
Biological process (GO): regulation of gene expression; regulation of RNA metabolic process
Cellular component (GO): cytoplasm; nucleus
Molecular function (GO): mRNA binding
Source: RefSeq, a predicted model, not a curated record